CUGCACUCCAUUUGGAGAAGAACUAUGAAUAGUGUGGUGUUGUUUACAAUCAAUGAAUCAACAAUGAUGAAAUGUUCAUCUCUCUUUAUUCUUUUACUACUCUAUUCCUUUGGAUCUUGCAAUGCAAAGUGCAGCCCUUCUGCCUGCGGUAUCAUUCCCAAUAUCAGCUCCCCUUUCCGCCUCAAAGGCGACUCCAAAAACUGCGGUGACAGCAGAUUUGAAUUACGCUGCGAAAACAAUGUGACCUCCAUCUCUCUCAACUCUCAUAAAUACUAUGUCAAAGCCAUCAACUACCAUAACUCCACCAUCAGGCUGGUUGAUGCUUCCCUAAACAAUGAUGACAUCUGCUCUUUCCCCACCUAUUCCGCAUAUCACUAUAACUUCACCUACGCAUAUGACUAUAACUUCCUCUCUUAUAAUCCACAUCCUCUUCCUUACCACAUUCCAGGAAAUGCUUAUAUAUAUGAUGUUAUACCCUACCCUAUUAAUUUUGUAAGCUGCCCUCAUCCCUUGAAGAAUUCUUCCCUCCUUACAGAUUGUGCAUCAAAUCCCAGAUACAGUUAUAUCAAGGUCGGCCACUUGAACGCCUCGGAAUUACCACAUUUGUGCGGAGUAGAGGUGAUAGUGAUGACAUCAUGGCAGGAAUUUAAGGAUUUGAACAACGUUUCGCUUUCAGAAAUCCACCAAUCGCUCAUGUAUGGAUUUGAGCUCACUGUGUGCCCCAGGUGUGGAACAUCCUCGGCAUUACCAAUGUGGGAGGGCAUUUUUUUUCCCUUUCGCCUAGGGCCCCCAGAAUGUCAGGGCCGGCCCUGCUUGUAUUCACCAUCUUUGGAUUCAUCGCUCUAACACUACUCGUAUAUCAUAUUUUCUCUCUAUUAUCCAGCAUUAUUUAUCUCCAACCCGGCCAAUUUCCCCCGCUGCUCGUUGUACCAGUCACCAUCGACUUCAUCAUCUUGGCACCAAGGGUCAUCGUGUUUCCUAUUGUGUUGUGGCUUUUGAUCUACAAAUUCCGAAGAAGACAUUUGUCCAUGUAUAACACAAUAGAGUCAUUCCUCCAAAGUGACAACAAACUCACAACAAUCAGGUACUCAUACUCAGAUAUAAAGAAAAUGACCAGAUAUUUUCAAGAAAAACUAGGUGAAGGUGGCUAUGGUUCGGUUUACAAAGGAAAGCUCCGAAGUGGGCAUGAUGUUGCAGUCAAACUUCUCCGAAAAUCUGGAGCAAAUGACCAAGACUUUAUGAAUGAAAUAGCAACUUUGGGAAGGAUCCACCAUGUGAAUGUGGCGAAACUAGUUGGAUAUUGUGCACAAGGCUCCAAGCGGGCCCUCGUCUUUGAUUUCAUGCCGAAUGGUUCUCUUGAAAAGUACCUCUUCAAUCGAGAUAAAAUGGAUUCCUUAAAUUGGGACACAAAGUUUGAUAUUGCAGUUGGAAUAGCUCGAGGAAUUGAGUAUUUGCAUCGAGGGUGCGACAUCCAGAUUCUGCAUUUUGACAUCAAGCCUCAUAACAUACUCCUUGAUGAUAAGUUCAUCCCUAAAAUAUCUGAUUUUGGACUAGCAAAAUUUUGCUCCACGGAUAAGAAGACUGUGACAAUGACUGCUGCUAGAGGAACCAUAGGGUAUGUUGCUCCUGAACUCAUUACCAGAAGUAUUGGGGCAAUCUCUUACAAGGCCGAUGUGUAUAGUUUCGGGAUGCUAUUGAUGGAAAUGGUGGGCUUAAACAGAGACUUGAGAGGAAACAAGGGCGGUUCUAGCCAACAUUUUCCAUACUGGAUAUAUGACUACUUUGAGCAGGGAAAGGAUAUAGAUUUUGAUAAAGAUGAGAAUGAUGGUACGAGGAAGGUUGCUCGAAAGAUGACAAUAAUUGCACUAUGGUGCAUACAGAUGAGCCCAGAUGAUCGUCCUUCAAUGAGUAAAGUACUGCAAAUGCUGGAAGGUGAUGUUGAACGUCUGCAUGUUCCUAAUUAUCCAUAUGAAUCAACGCAAAUUGUAGUGAAUGUUGAUCAAUCCGAAUUCACAUGUUCCUCUGAUCAGGAGUGAUGGACUGUGCAAACAGUGCUUAAGUGUGCACUUUGUUUAGAGAUUUAGUUUACCAUUUUCCGUAUAGUUUAGUGUAAUUCCCAUCGAUUUUGCAAGUUAGUUAUAUGACUAGUGAAUUAAUGUUCCUGUGUGUCGACCAUAUGGUUUAUGUGUAUGUACCUCUGAAUUUAUUAAUAGAUUCUUAUAU
Salvia miltiorrhiza (redroot sage) is the source of this 2223-nucleotide messenger RNA. RefSeq names its product rust resistance kinase Lr10-like. The record is from RefSeq and is a predicted model, not a curated record. The transcript is spliced from 4 exons. NCBI's taxonomy places the organism in Eukaryota, Viridiplantae, Streptophyta, Magnoliopsida, Lamiales, Lamiaceae. Gene Ontology annotation, biological process: protein phosphorylation. Gene Ontology annotation, molecular function: protein kinase activity; ATP binding. The coding region runs from base 795 to 2036 and encodes 413 amino acids.